AUGAAAUAGAAUUAGCUAAAAAAUUUAACUUAGGGAUUAAAAUUAUUUUAUAUAAAUGAUCUUUAUGAAGUGGUUAAACAUAGCAAAAGAAAUAUUCAUUUUUCAUUGUUUUGCUUUUUCAUUUAGUAACUAAUAGAAAUUUAAAUAUAGAUAGAUGAUGCAACAUAUAGCAAAUUAUCCACAAAUGAUAAAAUAUUAUCUAAAUGGGUGAGUUAUUUUUUUUUCUUAAAAGAGUUAGAGUAUUCCAAUGAUUCAUAAAAUUAUUUAAAGUGCUUCAUUUAUGCUUUCUUAGCCCUUAACUAUUGUAUUUUGAUUUAUUUAUUCAUCUACGCUAUAUUAAGAAGUAGAAUUAAAAAGGCUUCUUUUUUGCAGUUUUCUCAGCUGUUUCAGUGCUAUGAGUAUUUGAUAGCUAUCCCUUCUCUUUAUUUUUCUAUAGCUACAUAUUAGUACUAUUUGUCGUUAAUUAACCUUUUUACAACCCUUUUUUUAGCAUCAUUAUUCAUAUCUGUGGAUUAUGAUUACACUUUUUAAAAUGAAGAUGUUCUCUAAAAAAGCGACUCAGUUUUAAAUUUAUUAUCUUUCUAUUUAGACCUGAUUUUAUGCAUAACAAGUUGCUUUUUUGACAUCUAUUCUAUAACGACUGUUUCCUUUAUAAUAAACAUUAUGAAACUCAUCAUUAUUUUAAGGACUCACGCAUAUUUUAAUAAAAAUAUAUGUAGAUGGUAAAUAAUUCUUACAUUUUUCAGGUUAAAUCUAUCAUUAAGCAUGAUUGUCUAUAGUCAGAACUAGUAGAAUUUAGAUCUUAUUUUCUUUUUAGCUAUAAUUAUGUUUCCAUUUUGCUACAAGCUUGGAAAUGUUGUUGUUUUAGAGUGGUACACUUUUAUAAAUUUAGAUUACACUGAUUAAAAAAAUGAGUCUAUUUAUUACUAGGUUUUUUAAUGUUUAUUAGGCUAAAGCUCUAAAAAGAAAGACCUGUUUUGUAGAUAAUUAAUGGAUUCAACAAGAUAAAAAGUAAAAUUAUCUACUGAUUUUAAGAAUCCUUUGAUAAUAUUUGCUUAAGAACUCCCAUUUUAAGGAACUGCUCAAAAUUAAGAAAAAACAACUUAAGUAGAAUAGAUGAAAGUGAUUAAGCAAAAAGACUUAGAUAAAUAAGAGGCUUAAUUAGAUGAAUAAUUCAAACAGGAUGACGCAAGCUAUUUUAAAUCUAUUAAGGCAAUAUUAUAAAUUUAUUAAGAAGCCAUAAGAGACAAAUAAGAUAAAUAGGUUCUUGACGAAAUAGAUUUUUCUUAUUUGACUUUUCUAGCAUCUGUAAAUAGAAAUUAAUGCGCAGCAUAUCUUUCAAUUCUUAAUACAAAAACAAAUAGAAAACUUGCUUCAGGAAUCAAAGAUUAAUAAAAGCUACAAAAUAUAAUGAAAAUGACUGAAAUUGAAUGCCUCAGUUAUAAUAUAAGAUGUAAAAACAAGAAAGAGGAUUUCUAAUUGUAUAAAAUAUUAUAAUUUGAAGAAGACUUAAAAAAUAUAUAACUUUUCUAUUGCGAAUGUUUGAAUUUAUACAGAAUUAUAAUCGAAAAGCUACUACUAAAUUUUAUAGAAAUAAAUGAAAUGCUAGUACUGUUAAAAAAAUUUACAGAAAAAAGAAGUAUGUUAGAAAGAAAUAUUAUUUAGUAGUUAAAAUACAAUCACAGUAGCAAAAAUUUAAGAAAUAUUUGUAUUAAUUUUGAUUAUUACAUGCUUCACAAGUCGAACUUGUUAAAAUAUUAUGAAAGACUGAAUAGCUAAUCAAAUUAAAAGUAAAAAAAUAAAGAAUACUAUGAUGAAUCAAGCUGCUUUUUAUUUGUUUCUCUGUUAGAUAAAUCUUUAGGAAUUAUUAAAAAAGUUAAUAAUUCUUUUAUUAAAACACUUGGUAUCUCUGAUAAGUAACAAAUAUAAGAAAAAUCUAUAUUUGAGCUCUAAAUUUUACCUCAAAGAAAUUAUUAAUAGGAAUAUAUAUAAUAAAAUUCAUUUUUAGAAGAAGUAAUUCCACCAAUUUACAAUGAUAUUUAAAACUUGCCUCUUUUUUUAGCUAAACACUAGGCUGGGUAUUGUGUGCCAUUUUAACUAAAAGUUCAAACAUAAGUUUUAGAUUAUGAUGAUUUUGGUUUGGCUAUUUGGGCAAAACCUAUUAAAGGUUAAUCUAUCUAUUUAUUAUUAGAUGAUGAAAAUCCAAAUAAUAUUAAACUUGCAAAUAAAUUAUUUUAUAAAUAAUUUAAAACCAUAGAUACCUCGUAAUUGAAAACAAUCAAAAUAGAUAGUUUAAUUCCCAUAAUUCAUUAUUUGAUCUAGCUUUCUAAAAACCAAAAAAAUACAAUAAAAUUCUAAACUGUACUCAUUCAACCAAAUCAAGAUUUCUUAUUAGGAAAAUCUAUUUUCAGUGAUGCAAAUUUCUUAAAUUAUUUAAAGUAUGCUGAUAUAUUUAGUAUAACUGUAUCUUUUUAUUUCCUAAAAAAAUUUAGCUCAUUUGAAUCAAGUAUUUACUUAAUAAUUGAAGACAUAUAACCUCAAAAUAAUUUAAAGGAUAAAAGUAAUUUAUUGUAAUUCUACUAAUAAUAAAUCAAAGAAAUCUGCAAAGUAGAUUUAAAUUUAGACUUAGACUUAGAAAUUCAAGAUAACUUAACAUCAAUGUGUGUAAAUUAAUAAGAAAAUGAUGAAUCAAUAUAAUAUAGAAGUUCAAUUUAAUUUGUAAAGAAUUUUAGUAUCUAAAAUGAGCAGUCAACAUUAACUUAAAUUCUCAAUAGCGCAACAACAAACUAAAAUUCUAUGUAUAAAUCGAAUGGAUAAGCUCUCAAGAAUAACAACAGCGAAUUAAAAAAAGUAAAAAAAAAUAAUGUAACAACAUUCACAAGUAACUCUCCAAGAUAAAAUUAUGAAUAUAUGCUUGCUAGUCCAGUAGCAAGUUAAUUGCAAUAAAUAAAUCUUUAAUUAGAAGAAUCGACGGAAUUAAAUUCAAAAUUAUUCUAAAACUUUGCAUAAAUUAGCUAAAAUCAAGAAUUCUAUGCUUUUAGAAAGAUUUAAACUUAGAAAUCGCCUGAGAAAUAGUCAAUUUUAAAUUAGAAUGACAAAUUUAAUUUUAGCUAAUUUGAAGAAGUAAAUCUUGAAUAUGUUCAGACAAGCAGGCAUGCUGUACAAGAAGAUUUAAAUUCUUAAAUUUAAAAAUAAAUAACUGAUAUUCCUCCACUAUCUAGUAAGCGUGUCUUGAUUUAAACGGUAGCAUCGCCAUAAAAUAAAUUAAAGAAAAAAUCAUAAAUGCAAAAGAUUAAUGAAAAGAAAGUUAAAGACUAAAAAUAUUCAAAUUAAAGUUUUUAGGAAUAAGAGGCAAGCAAAUUAUAAUAAUAGAAUAUUGAUAUUUAAUCUAUUUCUUCUUCCUCAAAGAGUGUUUAAACACGACAUGUUUUUGAAAAUAUACACAAAAAAAGUCAGAUGAGAUAUCUUAAAAUAAUAAAUGCUUUCGGAAUAUUAUCAGUCUUAGCUAUUCUAUCUUUAACAUUGUUAGCAUUUUUUAACUUUCUUACAAGCUUAGUUUCUUAAAGAGAAAACUUCAAAUACAUUAACUGGAUUUAUAUGAUUAACGUAUAAAUUAGUUAUUCCCUAUCAGAGCGUAAUAUUAUUCUGCUAAACAAAUACAACGUUUUAUCUACACCAGCUGCUCAAUACCAACCUUUCAUGGAUCUAUUAAAUGAAUAAAAUUAAUCUAGGAUAUCGCUGAGUAAACAACAUAUGAAUUUACUUUAUAAUAAUACUAACAAAGAUAUAGAAGUUUUUAAUAUUAUUUAAAAUAAUUACAUCAUUUAAAAUAUAUUUCAAAGCAAUACUAUAUCCUAAUAGUAAAAUCUUUCAAUGAUAUAUUCAAUACUCUUAUAGAUUUUUGGGAUAUUUUAUUUCGUUUCUAACAAAGAUCCUUUAGGAAUAAUAAAAAAAUAAAAUGAGAUGAACUAUCCAGCUUUAAAUGAACAAGUUCAAUCUGUUUUUUCUCAGAUGAAUGAUGACUAUUAAAAUUAACUUUCAUCCAUUAAAAACCAAAGUCUUAUUUAAUUAUAUGUUAUUACUUUUAUCAUGCUUCUUUUUUUGAUUAGCGUCAUACCAAGUUAUAUCUUCUCUAAAAAAAAAUAGUAAUAAAUUUUAGAACUCUUUGCAACUUUUGAUAAGUUAUAGUUGAAAAAUAUUCUUGAUCAGAUAGCUAAUUAACUAUAAUUUUACUAAAUAGAUCAAAAAAAAAAUUUUAUUAAAUACGAAAAUAAAAUUUCUAAUGGUUAAUUUAAAAAUCAUCUUGCGAAAUCUGAAAAAAAAUUAAAUAUUAGUCAAACUUCUUCUUUAAAUUACUCAUUAAAGAACUUAAUAGUGGCAUUAAUUCUAAUAUUUUGCUUAACAACAAUUUAUCCAAUAAUAAAUUAUUUUAUUGUGAAAUAAUUUAUUGAUAAUUCUAUGGUUAUUUACAAUUUUAACAAUGUUGUCUGUGUUUCUUAUUUUGCAGUUUUAAACUCAUUAAGAGCUAGAUAAGGCCUUGCUAUGGCAUUUUUAAUACCUUAAUACUAAGCUCUGUCUAUUUAAACUUAUCAAGGAAUUCUAAAUUAACUUUCCGUUUAGAUAGAUGAAUUACCUAACUUACUAAAAGAAAACCUUGAAAAAAUAGGUUCAACAAGUUUACACAAUUAAGAAAUAUUUGAUAACUUUUUGAUUAAUGUAUUUACUGAUAAUGCUUGCGAUACAAUUAAAAAAUACACUUAAUAUCAGAACGGAGAUUUUUUGUAUGAUUAAUGCAAUACUGUUGGUAAGAGCUCUCUUAAAUCAGGUCUUCUUAAUGGAAUUAUAUUCUUCUUUAGUAUUUUUAAAGACUAUUAUUCUUUUGCUUUUAGUCCAAAUGCAACCGUUUUUUAAAAAUAUUUUAAUAACUAUAACAAGAAUAUUCUUGCAAUAAAAUAAUUUUAGUUUAAAAUAGAAUUAUCCAAAGAGUUUGAGUACCUUUUAAACUUCUUUUAAGAAUAAAAUUUAUAGCUUUAUAAUUUUUAUGAGAAUCUUAGUAUCGUUCUAGUAAUUAUUUAAGUGUGCCUUGUAGUAAUAAUAUUUAUAGUAAGCUGGUCUUACUACUUUAAAAGUAUAAAUAAUUAAAUUUACUCAACGAAAUAGCUAUUGAAUAUAUUUCCAUAGCAAUAUUUAAUUUAAAAUACAUAUGUUAUGUCAUAUUUAAAUUUGCGUGAUUGA
Messenger RNA from Tetrahymena thermophila SB210, 5235 nucleotides. Its product is annotated as transmembrane protein, putative. The transcript is spliced from 5 exons. The record is from RefSeq and is a predicted model, not a curated record. NCBI's taxonomy places the organism in Eukaryota, Ciliophora, Oligohymenophorea, Hymenostomatida, Tetrahymenidae.